Messenger RNA from Ananas comosus (pineapple), 2093 nucleotides. Its product is annotated as molybdenum cofactor sulfurase-like. The coding region runs from base 185 to 1948 and encodes 587 amino acids. NCBI's taxonomy places the organism in Eukaryota, Viridiplantae, Streptophyta, Magnoliopsida, Poales, Bromeliaceae. The record is from RefSeq and is a predicted model, not a curated record. The transcript has 4 exons.
GUCAACGUUUCCGCGUCGAAACGCGCCGAUUCCUACGACCUCUUCUUCCUCGUCCUCGUCCUCUCUCUCUCUCUCUCUCUCUCUCUCUCUAAAACCCUAGCUCUCUCAUCAUCCUCUCUCCAUUAGUGUUUCUCUCUCUCUCUCUCUCUCUCUCUCUCUCUCUCUCUCUCUCUCUAGGGGGGCGAUGCUUCCCAAGUUCGCAGCGCUGCGGAGCAGGGGAAGCUCCGGCGAGAAGGGAAAGCAAUUUAAGAGAUUUGGUUCGGAGCAAAUUCAAACCAAAAAUGAGUUCGUCAGUUCGAAGUCAGAAGGAUCCGAUUUUUCAUCCAAAUCCUCACUGUCUGAUAAAUUAUCUUAUCACUCCUCUCCUGUAUCACCGGCCUUCUACAAUUCACCUAUAGCGACUCGUGCAUUGGAUGAAAGAUCGAGCCAAAGCUCGUUCGGGAAAUAUUCUAAUUAUGAUGGUGGCGAAACACCGACUGCCUCUUCUUCUGCUCUAUCUGAGGACAUCGAUAUUGGCCCUUCUUCAUUACUCUCUUACGAGGACGCUGAAGAACAGUUCUUGGAAGACCACGAAGGUUACUUCUUACACUUGUCGGUGAAUAAUGUGCGAAGGGCCGAAUACCCCAAGCUUGAUCUUCAGAGAAUUAUCUACCUGGAUUAUGCAUCUUCCCCGCUGUACUCGCGAUUUCAGGUGGAACAACACAUGAGGUUCCUACUCGAGGAGACGAAUGCAUUCCUAGGUUCAAUCUAUACCUCUGAAACAUCAAAUCCACAGCAGGAUAAGUAUGUUAAUUCGACAGCCCAAUAUAUUCUCGACCUUCUAAACACAACCCAAACUGAUUACUCGGUGAUCUUCACUCCUUGCCUUUCCGCCUCCUACCACCUCAUUUCCGAGAUCUACCAUUUUCAAAGAGGCUCUGUUCUUCUUGCUAGUCGCGAUAACCAACACGCUAUCCGUUAUGUGAUCAAAUCUGCGAUGCAAUCCAAUGCAAAAGUAGGUGCAGUUCCUCUAAGAAACAAGGACCUACUCAUCCACGAGCAAGAUAUGCACAAGAUAAUACGAAAACAAGGUCAGAACGGCCGCCGAUGCGGGCUUUUGAUAUACCCAGCUCAGUCGUUCUCAUCCGGGAUAUGCCAUCCACUCAGCUGGAUCGUGGGUGCGCAGCAACAUAACUGGGAGGUUCUUUUGGAUGUUUCGAGUUGUCUCCCUGUGGUAAGAGUAGAUCUCUCCUUGUAUCAGCCAGAGUUUGUGAUUGGCUCCACGCACCACAUACUUGGGUACCCUUCAGGUGUUGGCUUCUUGCUAGUGAGAAAAAGUGCUUAUUCCGUAAGCCGUGAGAAGGGAUCGGUGCGAUUGAAAGCAGCAAGAACCUCUGAUGAUGGAGAGAGUGUGCAUGUCGUAAAGGAAGGUGAGAAUGUGAGUACCCAUAUAUUCGCAGCAUUGAGAUUUGGAUUCGAGCAUUUGGAGAGCAUUGGAAUCGAGGCCAUUCAGAAGCGGGGCGAGAGCUUGAUUUCAUGGCUGGUUAAGAGUCUGAAGUCAUUGAAGCACAUGUCGGGCGAGAAGCCCUUAUUGCAGUUAUAUGGAUCGACGGACCGAAAACACAGGGGCUCGAUACUGGCGUUCAAUGUGCUCGAUCCGACCGGAAACAUACUCCCAGCGAGACUCGUUCAGAAGCUAGCGGUGCGGAACAACAUAUUCUUGGGCAUCUGCACUCUAUCUGAUCCCAAUCUGUCCAGCAUCUUGCAUCAGAAACCCGAGAAAAGAGCUGACGGCGCGAAUCUCGAUCCCCCCAGUUCGAAUCUCGAAGCGGUCCGGCUCUCGCUCGGCCCGAUUUCAGCCUUCGAGGAUGCUUACCGGCUGGCUCAGUUCUUGUGCCGGUUUCGGGAUGAAGAGUACAUGGCUAUUGAGGCUGCUGAUUAUGUUGAAGAGCUGCAUAAUAGUUUCUAACUGCUUUUAAAUGUAGGUUCUGUAAAUAGAAAGAUUGUUAGAUUAAAUUGUAAGAAAACUGAAACUUUUUUUAUUUUUUUGUAUGUGUGUAAUUAUAAAUUAUUGCUCAUUGUUUUCAACAAUAGGCUAGGGUUGAUAACAGCUA